Messenger RNA from Aspergillus affinis, 609 nucleotides. RefSeq names its product uracil phosphoribosyltransferase. The record is from RefSeq and is a predicted model, not a curated record. Bases 1 to 609 code for a protein of 202 amino acids. The transcript is spliced from 2 exons. Lineage: Eukaryota; Fungi; Ascomycota; Eurotiomycetes; Eurotiales; Aspergillaceae.
AUGGCCAUCUCCCACCCCUCCAACGUCCACACAAUCCAAGAUCCCACCUUCACUAUUCUCCUCGACCAGUUGCGCGACCGCAGUCUCAAACCCUCCACCAUCCGAACUCUAGUACACGACGCCGCCUCCACAAUCGCGCAAAACAUCACCCUCAAGGCCCCCGGUAACGAAACACUCGCAAUUAUCGUGGUCCUGCGCUCCGGCCUCGCCAUGUUCGAGGGCUUCAUGAAGAACGUCCCCGCAGAAGUCUCAACCGCCGUCUACCACAUGGGGAUCUUCCGUGAUGAAUCGUCCCUCCAGCCCGUCGAGUACUAUAAUAAGUUGCCGACGAAACCGGAGCACAUUAAACAGGCGAUUGUGUUGGAUCCGUUGAUUGCAACGGGAGGUACGGCGGGCGCGGUGGUGGAUAUUUUGAGGGAGUGGGGAAUCGAUAAAAUUACUUUCCUGUCGUUGCUGUCGACACCUGUUGGCUUGGAUCGUGCUGCGAAGGUGUGGCCUGAGUCGACGGAAUUUGUGGUUGGCGCGGUCGAUCCGGGUCUGGAUGAUAAGGGGUAUAUUGAACCGGGUGUGGGAGAUAUUGGGGAUAGGUUAUUUGGAACGUCGUUCUAA